Molecule: messenger RNA, 1174 nt
Organism: Tripterygium wilfordii
Lineage: Eukaryota; Viridiplantae; Streptophyta; Magnoliopsida; Celastrales; Celastraceae
Product: peroxidase P7-like
Exons: 3
Coding region: 28-981 (317 amino acids)
Biological process (GO): hydrogen peroxide catabolic process; response to oxidative stress
Molecular function (GO): heme binding; peroxidase activity
Source: RefSeq, a predicted model, not a curated record
CCACAAAGCAUAUAUCCAUCAACACAAAUGGCUUCUAAGAUCAAUAUUUUAGUGACUUUCUUAGUCCUCUCUCUUCUUGCUUUCCUUGGCAAUGCACAACUUUCUCCUAAUUUCUAUGGAGCAAGGUGCCCUAAUCUCCAAACCAUUGUACGUGACACAAUGAGGACAGCUGUUGCUAGAGAAGCGCGCCUUGCUGCCUCUAUUCUCCGCUUGCUUUUCCACGAUUGCUUCGUGCAAGGUUGUGAUGCGUCAAUACUUCUGGACGACACUGCCACCUUCGCCGGCGAGAAGAAUGCAAAUCCAAACAGAAACUCAGCUAGGGGUUUUGACAUUAUUGACAGCAUCAAGACACGAGUUGAAGCUGCUUGCAAUGCAACUGUCUCUUGUGCUGAUAUUCUUGCACUCGCAGCACGAGAUGGAGUCGUCUUGCUGGGAGGACCAACAUGGACAGUCCCACUAGGGAGAAGAGAUGCAAGAACAGCAAGCCGAACUGCAGCCAACUCCCAAAUCCCUUCACCCUUCGCCGACCUCAACAACCUCAUCUCCUUGUUCUCCGCCAAAGGCCUCACCGCCCGUGAAAUGACCAUCCUCUCCGGCGCCCACACAAUCGGCUUCGCCCAGUGCACCUUCUUCCGUAACCGCAUAUACAAUGAGACCAACAUCGACGCCAAUUUCGCCACCAGGAGGAGGACCAAUUGUCCUGCUUCUGGUGGAGACACCAACUUAGCACCUCUUGAGAAUCCGACACCGUCGAUUUUCGACAAUAACUAUUACAGGGAGCUGGUGGCUCGGAGGGGGCUUCUGCAUUCAGACCAAGCACUUUUCAAUGGAGGAUCUCAGGAUGCUGUGGUUACGACUUAUAGUAACGAUGGCGCUGCUUUUGCUAGAGACUUUGCUGCUGCUAUGGUGAAGUUGAGCAGUAUUACUCCACUUACGGGGACUAAUGGAGAGAUAAGGAGGAAUUGUAGGAGAUUGAACUAGUUAUAUAUUAUAGCUCUUAUUCAAAAAUAAGGUUUGGAUUGAUGUACUUUUUAUGUGAUUUGAAUAACAUUGGAGUGGGACUACUAUAUAGACAAGAAAAAUGAACUUGUCUUGUGUUAUAUGUACCAUUUCAUUAUAAAUGUAACUAGCUAUUAAGGCAAAUUAAAUAUAAAGAUGAUUGGUGGUUUUGUUA